Molecule: messenger RNA, 1324 nt
Organism: Alosa sapidissima (American shad)
Lineage: Eukaryota; Metazoa; Chordata; Actinopteri; Clupeiformes; Clupeidae
Gene: tma16
Product: translation machinery associated 16 homolog
Exons: 9
Coding region: 249-986 (245 amino acids)
Cellular component (GO): nucleus
Source: RefSeq, a predicted model, not a curated record
ACCCGUAUCUCUCUAAUUAAUUAACUAUAUAAACUAAGCGAAACUAAAUGGCUAAUAUUCCUUUAACGUUUGUCUCAGAUCAGAUCACAUUUAAAUAGUCUGUAUGCCAGCCAUACGCAUGCUUAACCGACCAACAUUCAGGGGGCUAUAAUGCUACGUUUAGACUUGACGGAAAUCCAACAUUUGAUGGGUAAAUGUAUGUAUUUUGUAUAUUUAAACAAAGUACAUCCAUCCACAUGUGUUCGUGAAUGCAGCUCCUCGCCUCUAUUCCGGAACGAAAGUAUCUGAGGGUGGCAGUCAGCGGGGAACGAAAACAAAGUUGGACCACUUGCCCUGUCGACGAUCUGAGGGCACGUGUGCGUUCACUACAUAAAUUAACUGCAAAAAUGCCGAAGGCGGCAAAGGGAAAGGGGCCUUUGGAGAAGAAAGUUGUUCAUCCGUAUAGUCGGAAAGCUGCGUACAUGGCCAGAGCGGUCAUAAAACAGGAUAAGAAGGAAAGACAGAAGAGCGAAAAAGCGCAAAGACUUAACCUAAUUCGAGAAAAGCUCUUGUUCUUUCAGAAUCAACUGGACUCCGAGAAGAAAGAAUAUUCCAAACAAGACACCUGCAACAUAAUUGAAAGAUAUCUUCACCGGUUUGAUGCGGAGCUGGAGCAGAUUGAAUUGGCGAACAGUAUUAAGGGUCGCCAGGGACGACUGCAUGGGGCUAGAGAGGCUGUCAUCAAACAGACGAUGGAGCGCGAGCGAGCACAGUAUGAGGGGAAUGGUUUUGAAAUUCCAGAUGUCAUGAACUCCAAGCACCUUAAAGUUUUCAGAGAGUGGGAUGGAGACCUGAAGAAGCUGCCUAAUAUUAAGAUGAGGAAGCUCUCUGCUCGAGGACUGAGUCAGGAGAAUCAGCAGCACAAACUCACAGAGGAAGAAGAGAAUAUUGGGGAACAUGAUGAUCAGCCUGCAUCUGAUGUUGACUUUGAAGAUGAAGAUUUAUGAUUCUGUGUAUGCUUACAUGGACAGAAAAUGAAAAAAGGAGAUUGUCCAUACUGAAUACAUACCAUCUCUCUCCAGUUACUCUCAAAAAACACAGGCACAACCGUUUCUGUACUCUGACCAUUUUAUUUCACCAAUGUUGCAUGUUUUACUUGAACCCCUCAUUUGGGUGGACUGGGCAGUACACAAUUUACUGCCAAACAUGAUCUAAUUUGUCUCGUUUCUCAGCCCCAAUUCAUGUUUGUUGCAGCAUUGUAGUUGAUACAUUGAAAAACUAUGAUUGCUUUGAUUCUUUUUGUCUUCUGAACCUGAACAGUGACAAUUAAAAAUUUAAAGUAAAA